Messenger RNA from Fragaria vesca subsp. vesca, 1512 nucleotides. Its product is annotated as probable sodium/metabolite cotransporter BASS3, chloroplastic-like. Gene Ontology annotation, cellular component: membrane. The coding region runs from base 1 to 1263 and encodes 420 amino acids. NCBI's taxonomy places the organism in Eukaryota, Viridiplantae, Streptophyta, Magnoliopsida, Rosales, Rosaceae. The record is from RefSeq and is a predicted model, not a curated record. The transcript has 5 exons.
AUGUCCACUACCUCCAUACCCUUCAUUUCUCUCACACCCAAAACUUCAAACCUCCUUUUAAAGCCAAGUACAUACAAACCGACACUACCAAGCUCUUCAUUUUCGUGCGAAUCGUUUUCGAAGAGGGGGUUCAGAAAUGGGGGUCUGUCGAUAAAGGGUUGCUCGACUUCGCCGUUUAUAGGAAGAGUUGGGUUGCAAUGGAGGGAAGGGAACUCUUCGUUGCUUUCGUUUGGGAUAAACCCACCAACGGCUAUGCCCAAAGGAGCAGAGCAGAGUGGUGAGGACUCGUCUCAGGUCUUAUCGGCAAUGCUUCCGUUUGUGGUUGCCGCCACUGCUGUUGCUGCUCUAGCUCAGCCUGCCACGUUUACUUGGGUAUCCAAGGAUUUAUACGCCCCUGCUCUUGGUGGGAUCAUGCUCUCCAUUGGAAUAAAACUUUCCAUCGAUGAUUUUGCUCUUGCUGUCAAAAGACCUUUACCACUCUCUAUUGGGUUUAUCGCGCAGUAUGUGUUGAAACCGGCUCUGGGGGUGUUUAUUGCAAUGGCAUUUGGUGUCCCUAGAAUGUUCUAUGCUGGCUUUGUCCUCUCCGCUUGUGUUGCAGGGGCACAGCUAUCUAGCUAUGCUAGUUUCUUGAGCAAAGGAGAUGUGGCCUUGAGCAUCCUCCUCACCAGCUCCACCACAAUUGCCUCAGUAAUCGUUACCCCUCUACUGACCGGCCUUUUGAUUGGUUCUGUUGUUCCAGUUGACGCUGUUGCCAUGGCAAAGUCAAUAUUGCAGGUUGUGCUUGCUCCAGUCACUAUUGGCCUUGCACUGAAUACUUAUGCCAAACCAGUUGUCACCAUCCUUCGACCAGUGAUGCCAUUUGUUGCUAUGAUCUGUACUUCAUUGUGCAUCGGCAGUCCUCUUGCAAUUAAUCAAAGACAAAUUUUGUCUAUGGAUGGUCUCCGAUUGAUAUUUCCUGUUUUAGCUUUUCAUGCAGUGGCCUUUACAGUUGGAUACUGGGUAUCCAAAAUUCCAAGUUUGAGGCAAGAAGAAGAAGUUAGCAGAACACUAUCGUUAUGCACAGGAAUGCAAAGCUCCACCCUGGCAGGUCUCCUUGCAAGUCAGUUCCUUGGGAGCAGUCAAGCCGUACCUCCAGCAUGUUCAGUCGUUGCCAUGGCCAUCAUGGGCCUUUUUCUUGCUUCUUUCUGGGGCACAGGUGCUCGAAUUCGAGACCUUUCUUCCCUACUUAUGCCUCAAACUGGUUCUGCCAUGAAGGCUUCGUAGUGAAGCAACAACCAGAGAAAGCUAAUAUAGUGCAUAGUGCAGACUGAUGGCCAGGGAAACUAACGCAGAAUUUUGAGGCAAGUACAAUAGGAAGGGAUCCGGGGUGUUUGUGUUCAGCACCUCAACCGGGGUUGGAAAGAAUAGUGCGUACAGAGGAUAAGGGAGCCAAAUAGACAACGAGUAACAUAGUUUAGGCUUAGACUACUUGUAAAGUUGUAAAGCUUUCUAAACUACAGCUAUAUCUUGCUU